UAGUGAAGCAGAGCCAACUCAGUACCAUCUUAGUACCCUCACUCAAACUCCUACCUGCUGCAUUAUCAUUCAUUCCUGGCACCUCAAAGCAAAGCCACAGCUUUCUAAAUCAACCAUUAGUGUACGAUAUUCUCUACUGGAUACAUGAAUAAGUAUAACCUUUAAUUGCCAAAAGUGCAUGUGAGUGGAAAGCUGAGAUUUGACAUUGAAGUGUCUGUCACUCAUGUGGUUGAGCUUCCAUGGAAUUUGCACAAUAUGCUUGUUUAUGAGCUGAAUUCACUGAAUUUAGCGAAAAUAAGAUCUGGGAUUUUCUCUAAGGUCUUUUCUUGAGGUGGGUUUUGGUUCUCUUAAGCUCCCUGAGGAAUUUUGCUGGUUGUGGUUAAAUUUUGAUGUUUUUGCUCUCCUUUAACUGAGAUCUGUGAACUCGGCAAAGCUUUUGGCUUUUUAGUUUUUGUGAGUUUUGGUUGUUUGGGCUGAAAAGGUUGGAUUUUUUGGGGAAAUUGGGAGCCUGGAGUUGGAUGGAAUGUGGUCGUUGACAAGUUGAUACAUAUGAAGCUCCUGAUUGCAUAUGCGCGCUUUUGGGUAUGCUGGGUGAGGAAAUUCAAGAACUGAUGAAGCUUAAAUCUAUCGUCUUUUAUAGUGGAACUGGUUUUGGUUGAAGAUUUUUGAGAGGCACAAAAAGCACAUUUUUGAUCAAUUAUCAACUAUGAAGUGUUAUCUCUUGAAUCCUUCCUAAAAAAGCUGGUCGGUAGGUGGUGGUGGUGGUAGUGGUGGUGAGGGGGCUGUGUCUAUAUAUUCCCUGCAUGGAGAUUUUUGUGUGUUUGGAGGAGGCAAAGUGGAGGACUUACCGGGGGUUGCAGUAAAAGGUGGUCACUGAAAGAAGGUCUAGUGCAGUAAGUGCAAUACUCUGGUGUGGGGUUAAGGAACUUUCUGGUGAGUGAUUUGGAUUAGCUAUUGUGGCUUCAGAGUUUCUUGUUGAAACUACAGAAAUGAGGCUCUCUCCUGCUGGUUUCACCCAGCAACCUCCUGAAGGGGAAAAGAGGUGCCUGAAUUCUGAACUUUGGCAUGCAUGUGCUGGUCCUCUUGUUUCCCUACCUGCUAUUGGGAGCCGCGUGGUAUAUUUUCCUCAAGGUCAUAGCGAGCAGGUCGCUGCCUCAACCAACAAGGAAGUUGACGCUCAUAUACCUAAUUACCCAAGCUUACCACCACAAUUAAUCUGUCAACUUCACAAUGUCACUAUGCAUGCCGAUGUGGAGACAGAUGAGGUCUAUGCUCAAAUGACCUUGCAACCCCUGAGUCCUCAAGAGCAAAAGGAGGCUUCCUACCUUCCUGCAGAUUUGGGUUCUCCCAGCAAACAGCCAACAAAUUACUUCUGCAAAACAUUGACUGCAAGUGAUACAAGCACUCAUGGUGGUUUUUCAGUUCCUCGCCGUGCAGCUGAAAAAGUUUUCCCUCCGUUGGAUUUCUCCCAGCAACCUCCAGCCCAAGAGUUGAUUGCAAGAGAUCUGCAUGAUAAUGAAUGGAAAUUCAGGCAUAUUUUCCGAGGCCAGCCAAAGAGGCAUCUUCUCACUACAGGUUGGAGUGUAUUUGUAAGUGCAAAACGGCUUGUUGCAGGGGAUUCAGUCCUUUUCAUAUGGAAUGAGAAGAACCAGUUACUUUUAGGUAUUCGACGUGCUAAUCGGCCACAGACUGUGAUGCCUUCUUCAGUUUUAUCAAGUGACAGCAUGCACUUGGGGCUUCUUGCAGCUGCUGCUCAUGCUGCAGCAACUAAUAGCCGUUUCACCAUAUUUUACAAUCCAAGGGCUAGUCCAUCAGAGUUUGUCAUACCACUGGCCAAGUAUGUAAAGGCAGUCUACCACACUAGAGUCUCUGUUGGCAUGCGCUUCAGGAUGCUGUUCGAGACUGAAGAAUCUAGUGUUCGGCGCUACAUGGGCACAAUUACUGGCAUAAGUGACUUGGAUCCAGUUCGGUGGCCGAAUUCAUAUUGGCGAUCAGUGAAGGUUGGCUGGGAUGAAUCGACUGCUGGAGAGAGGCAACCAAGAGUGUCUCUGUGGGAAAUUGAACCUUUGACAACAUUUCCGAUGUAUCCAUCACCAUUCCCAUUAAGACUCAAGAGACCAUGGCCACUGGGGCUGCCUUCCUUCAAUGGGAUGAAGGAUGAUGAAAUGGGAAUCAAUUCUCCACUAAUGUGGUUCCGUGGAGAUGUUGGGGAGCGUGCAUUACAUUGUCUUAACUAUCAGGGAAUUGGAGUGGCACCUUGGAUGCAGCCAAGGGUAGAUGCUCCAAUUCUUGGCAUGCAAACAGACCUUUACCAAGCUAUGGCUGCUGCUGCUCUUCAGGAGAUGAGGGCUGUAGGCCCAUCCAAGCAGGCCUUAUCUUCUCUUCUACAGUUUCAUCAAACCCAAGGCAUUGCUAACAGACCAACUAGUUUAGUGCAACCUCAAACGUUGCAGCAGUCUCAGCCUGAGCCUACCUUUUUACAAGGCCUUCCAGGAAGCCAGUCCCCAGCACAAUCACAAUCUCAAGCUCCAUCACUGCUAAUUCAGCAACAAUUGCAUCAUCAGAAUUCUUAUAGUAAUUUACAGCAACAACAGCAGCAGCAGCAGCAACCUCUUCCGCAGCAGCAACCUCUUCCUCAACAGCAACAGCAAGUAAAUGAUCAUCAGCAGGUUUCAAGUGUUGCAACUGUCCUGCCUCAGUUGACUUCAAGCUCUCAGGUCCAGUCACAUUCGAUCCAAGCUAUCUCUCCCAUGCACCAGCAGAGCUUUUCGGACUCUAAUGGUAAUUCUGUGACCAGCUCUAUUCUGUCUCCACUGCAGAGUCUGUUGGGUUCUGUGCCCCAGGAUGAAGCAUCCCAUCUUCUCAGUGUGCCUAGAUCCAGCUCCUUGUUAUCUCCUAGUGGUUGGCCACCAAAACGAGUGGCAAUUGAUCCUAUCCUUCCUUCGGGUGUAUCACAAUGUAUAUCACCUUUAAUGGAGGAAAUGGGACCACCUAACAACAGUAUAUCUCAAAAUUCAGUUUCUUUGCCACCAUUUCCUGGUAGGGAGUGCUCCAUAGACCAAGAAGGGACCAAUGAUCCCCAGAAUAGCCUUUUGUUCGGAGUAAACAUAGAUUCUUCAUCACUUCUUAUCCAGAACGGGAUGUCAAACCUUAGGGGAGUAGUUAGUGAUAGUGGGUGUACUACGAUACCUUUUCCUUCUUCCAAUUAUGCUGGUACUACGGGGACCAAGUUUCAACAGAAUCCAGAAAUGACACCUUCAAGUUGUAUUCAGGAAUCUGGUUUUCUGCGGUCUCCUGACAAUAUUGGGCAGGGAAACCCCGCUACCAGAACUUUUGUUAAGGUUUACAAGUCAGGGUCCUUUGGGAGGUCAUUAGACAUCAGCAAAUUCAGCAGCUACCAUGAGUUGCGUAUUGAGCUUGCUCGACUAUUUGGCCUUGAGGGCCUUUUGGAGGACCCUUUGAGAUCAGGCUGGCAGCUUGUGUUCGUUGACCGAGAGAAUGAUGUCCUUCUCCUUGGUGAUGAUCCUUGGCCGGAGUUCGUUAACAAUGUGUGGUGCAUUAAAAUACUCUCACCACAAGAGGUGCAGCACAUGGGCAAACGAGGUCUCGAGCUUCUCAACUCAGCUCCCAACUCAAGGCUACCAAAUGGAAGCUGUGAUGACUAUGCAAGCCUACAAGAGCCCAGGAAUGCGAUUACCAGGAUGACAUCAGUUGGAUCUCUCAAUUACUAGAUUGAUUGAAGUAAUUAAGACGUUAAUCUCAUUCUGUAAUGUUGUAGCAUAUAGCAUAUACUCCAUAUAUUUCAGUAGGAAGAACUGUCUUCUCAGUUAGUAUUUUGUAUAAAACUUAUAUUUAAUGUAAUUAUGCUAAUAUGUGAUCCUCUUAAACAGCAACCGUGUUUACGAUCCACUAUUUCUUCUCA
Messenger RNA from Coffea eugenioides, 3922 nucleotides. Its product is annotated as auxin response factor 6. Bases 990 to 3731 code for a protein of 913 amino acids. The record is from RefSeq and is a predicted model, not a curated record. NCBI's taxonomy places the organism in Eukaryota, Viridiplantae, Streptophyta, Magnoliopsida, Gentianales, Rubiaceae. The transcript has 14 exons. Gene Ontology annotation, molecular function: protein binding; DNA binding. Gene Ontology annotation, cellular component: nucleus. Gene Ontology annotation, biological process: regulation of DNA-templated transcription; response to hormone.